This is a messenger RNA of Apis florea (little honeybee), 4925 nucleotides long. RefSeq lists its product as uncharacterized. Lineage: Eukaryota; Metazoa; Arthropoda; Insecta; Hymenoptera; Apidae. Gene Ontology annotation, molecular function: serine-type endopeptidase inhibitor activity. The record is from RefSeq and is a predicted model, not a curated record.
UAAGACGAGAGGAGGAUAAGCGUUCAAAGUAUGUCCCCGGAAUCGUGUCAUGCAAUUUUGACGUUACUCGUGCUAUGGACAUGUUUAAGUUUCAGCGUGGGUUCUCCACUUCCAGAAACAACCGCUACCGUAUUGUUGCCUAUGAAAUUUGGCGCGGCCAGAUCGAUAUCGGGUUUCAAAGAAUCGAAAGACGGGAAGAACGAAAUCCUUCGUGAACCUGCGAAUAGAUCACCAUCAUCGAUCAGCGCCAAUCUCUAUCGAUUGCCACCCUCCCCGGCUAAUUUGUUGAAACCGGAUGGAUUUCAAUUUUACACGUACAACGAGAGAGGAGAUAUGAUCACGAGGCAGAUGACGAUGCAAGAGAUUCAAGCGUUGAUCGCGAGUGGGGGCCCAGAUCAUUCGAACGUAGAGAUUCAAGAGCCCCAGAAAGCUGAGGAUAUCCUUACGGGAGGGAAGAAGGUAAUGGAUGUUGUGGAAAAGGUACAAAGCGUACUGAAAAGCGCCAUGGGUAAACCAUUAUCGACGCUCGCUGGUUCUCACCCGGUGAUUCCAGAAAAGGUGAACGUCGAGUGGAGCAAUAUUUUACCCGCCAUUCUGGCUGGCGACAAAUAUGGGAACAAGGUGGAGGAAAGUCAUCACGCCGAGAGGCCAACAUCACCAAAACCAACGUUAUCCGUGUACCAUGUUAUCCGCAAUGAAUCGUCUUCGCUCUCGUCGAAAUCCAACACGACCACGAUGGAAAUCGUGUCGUCGGUGGGACACGAGGAUGUGAAGCACGUCGAGGAGGCGAUCGUUAAAAACGAAAGAAAUAAAACGCAACAGGCGACGGCGUCGAUCAAACUAGAACCGACAACAGAUGUCUCUUAUACAGAGAAAUUAAUGAUACCGGUAUCUGUGAUCACAACCGAACAAGAUGCCGAUCUCAUCUCCCGAUACACCACCGCUCAGACUCCCGUCUUCCAUAAACUGACUGAAAUUGUUCCGUUGGAAGAAAAGAUCGACGACGAAGAGAAUUUGGCACCUGUAAAUACCGUAGUCGUCACGAAGUCAACGACGACGAUCAGCGCCUCUCCUCCAUCCUCUUCCGAAUCCAGCAAAAACGACUAUCACGAUUAUUCUACGAACGAAGCGUUAGAUUCGAAAAAUGAUUCUUCCGUUAUCGACGGAGUUACCGAUAGUAUCGAUUUGCUGGCAACGAGAACGAAGAUAAAACCGAUAAGCGGCGACGUUCCAUCGAAGAUGGAAACGCCGUCCAUGAAUCAAGUUCAAACAUCGAUCACGGAUCAACCUUUCACGACCGGAUUGCCAUCGGAUUCUUCUUCUUUCGCGUAUACGAAAGACAGAUACAACGUAACGAGUCUUUCGCAAUCGACGGAAUCGUCGUCGAUUGUACACGACACGAUGGUAACGAAAUCGACGACGAGCGAUCAUACGAUCGACGGACCGAUCCACUCGUUGAUACACCCUUCGUCCACGGAAAUAUUAGACUCGUUGUCAAAUAUAAUCGGUCAAAUCUUCGAAAGGAUUCCCUCUUCGUCACCUUCGUCCACCUUCGACGAAUUCGAAUCGAUUUCUAGUCAGACAACGUGCAACGAAUGUAGUACCACAUCCAGUAUCACAUCUGCCAUCGUUCAGAGAACGACACCUCCAUCCGUUACCGGCCAAGAUUCGAAAGAUGGAAGCAAUACGUUCGAGGAACGUGUUCAAGAAACGACGACAAUGACGACGUUAAAAAUCGAUGAAGAGAACGUUUCGUCUUCUUCGAUCGUAUCGACGAAUACGACGGACGAUCUACAGAUGAUUGAUGAUUCCGAUAUCACGACGAAAUCCGACAUUGUGCAAUCCGUCACUCCCAAUGUUCAUUCGGACAGUUCAAAUAUUACGAAAUCUACGAUGAACGCGACGACGACCGAUUUUAAUUUUAAUCCCUUGCGACCUGUCGAGAUUAUCGAGGAUAUGCUUCACACCGCUUCGACCGAAACGAGUAAAAUCGUGACCGAGUCGCUCACUUUACCGAAUGAUUUGAGGGACAAUCUGUUACCUAACACUGUAGCUAGUGCGCUUAUUGCCAAUCUGAAUUCGUUCAAUUUGGACGGUAACACGUCAAUAAUGUCGUCAUCCCCUCAGAGGAUCAAUUCGACAGAUGUUUCGCCAGAUGUUUCACAGUUAUCUUCUGUUACGAGCGAUACGAAUGAUGCAACGAGAGAAAAUUCGACGAGCGAGAACGAAAUUCAACGUAUCUCCACGACGAAGGAGAAUUUGCCAGAAUUUUCUCGCGAAGACGAUGGGGCAACGUCAGGAAUAACGGAUCGAACGGUGGCCGUUACACGAACAAACGUGGAAUCUUCUCAUCCGCAAAACGAAUUAUCGGUUACUCCGAAAUCUACCAUCACCACCACCGUAUCUUUAUCCACGUUCGACACUGUUGUAAAAAAUUCCGUUAUAUCUGAAACUGAUACUCCGUUGGUAAAUAGUGCAUCGAUCGAGCAUACGUUUAAUCCUGUUUAUGAGAUGACGACGAUAUCGAAUAAUGGAAAAACCAAAAUUCCAAAUGUUGGAAAAAUUUCUGAAGAAGUGUCGCAGAGGAAUAACGAUUCCAAGAUUGAGUCGAGCAACGCGACAGAAAUAUCGUCGCAAGAAAAUGAUAAAGAAAACACGUAUCGUCCCGUAAUAAUUGAAUCUAGCACGGUUGCUAUGCGACCGUCUAAUGCAGAGAAUAAUUCGAAAGAUUCGAUCGUACAAGAUUCCUUAAAAACAGAGACACAGCAAAGAAACGAUACGGAUCUCAAAUGGAAUACCACCUUGGUAUCUUUUAACGAUACAAAGUCUUUCAUCGCUAUUCCUCAAUUGAUCGUAACGACCGCUAUACCAAAAGUAUCGUUGAACAGCGAAACUAGUCAGUCUUCGAGUACAAUCACCACUAUGAAUCCCAUCACGAAAGAAUCAAACGAGGACAAAGAUAUUACCACGAGUACAACGAUGAAUUACACUCCCGAUUGGAGUAAUAAAUCUGAGAAUAAAACGAAGAAGCCGAAUGAAUCGUACCAUAAUGAUGUCGAUACGAAGGCAAGUUCCAUGUUACAGAGUAAGAUAAAUAGCACGAAUGUAAAUUCGCAACAAAACACGUGGCAAAGGAUAUCGUUGCAUCAAGUAACACCGUCUCUAACACCAACAGAAUUCACCACAACGAUGAAACAACAACCAACCCAAAGCACACCUCUAUCGAUCACAGUAUCGACUGCGGCAAAAACAAAUUCAACCGAAGAUUGGAAAACACAUUUUCAAUCUACUCCCGUGAACGAGAUGGAGGAAUCGACAUUUACUCUAGACGCAUCGAAAAGUAUCGGUGGAUUGGAUAUUAGCACCAGGAACGCAAGCGUGGACAUCAUAAAUUUUUCCAGGCUUUGCAACGAACUUGCCGUUAAAUUUUGGAUCGCAGCGAACAGUGGUUUGGAUAGCGGAAGAUCGCUCGUUCUUUCACCGUUCGGCAUGAUCAGUCUCUUGUCGAUGAUAUUUCUUGGCGCUCGAGGCUCCACCUCUGAUCAAAUGAACGAGGUGCUCGGACUCGACAAUGUGGCCACUUUCAACCCGCAUCUCACUUUUCAAAAUGUGACCGACACGGUGAGUUUGGCCAGAAAUCAAGGUAUCGCGAACGCGGCCUUCGUACGUGAAUUGUUCGCGGAUAAGGCCAAAGUAAGACGAUUGUUGCCGUUCUAUAAAGAGCAAGCGCAACAAUUUUACGAAGGGUUGGUGGCCGAGGUUAAUUUUGCCACUAUAAGCGAUCUUGCCCGUCGACGAACCAAUCUUCUGAUUAGAAAACAAACCGGGGGCAGGAUAAAAGAUUUCGUGAGGAGCAAUUCGAUUCCAUUAAGAUCGCCGCUCGCCGCUAUCUCGGCAAAUGUAUUUCAAACGGAUUGUAAUACAAGUUCAGCAAGUGCGACGGGUCGAGACGGGGAAUUAUAUUUUGCCGUUUCGUCUGCUCACAGAUUGAGAAAAUUGAUCCCCGUUCCGGCCACCGUUUGGCGAUCGAACGUACUUGCAGGUUACGAACCCAGUUUAGACGCCACUGCAAUCGCUCUUGGAGGUAUUGAUAAAAUCGUUUCCACCGUUUUUCUGGUGCCUGGUCAACAGGGCCAUGCUGCACCCGGCGACACUUUGGACCGCCUCGAACAAAGACUCACGAAAGGAGCAUUUCAGGAUGGAAGUUGGGAUAAACUACUCAAAGUUCUUAUACCUAGAACGGGCCUUGAAUUGCAAAUGCCCAAAUUCAGUCAUCGGUCCAUUGUAAAUGCUACCGCUGCUUUGAAGAGGUUAGGACUCGAUCAGUUGUUUUCAAAUCGUGCCGAUUUUAAAGGAAUCAAUGGAAUCGGAAAUCGCCUGUUCUUAUCCGAUGUUUUGCAGAUGAAUUUGUUCAGUACGUGCGGCGAUGAAAAUAUCGCUAAUGGACGACAUCACGUGGAAAUUUAUCCAGCAAGUCCUUCUUUACGAAAUUCUCGGCACAGCGAGUUAUCGAAUAUAGAGAAACAAUUCAAUAGUAGAGUGCUCCAGCCGAUCGACGUUCAAUCGAAAAGUUAUCGUACGAUUUCACUGAUGGAAACAACGAAAAAUGUUGAAAGAGCAGAGGAAAAACCUAGAUUGAAAUUGGAUCAACCAUUUCUUUAUUUUGUGCGACACAAUCCGACUGGUCUUAUAUUACAUAUAGGCCGUUUUAAUCCUAGGCUAAUAUAAAUUUAUCAUAGGAUAUAACUUAAUUUCGCGCCUUUUUCACGUAUUACAUAUGUAUAUGUAUGUAUAAUCGCAUUAAAUUUCUCGCUGUUAUCAUCACGUUCAUUCAUAAGUUUUCGAUCGAUAUCAAUUCAUUAAUUCACCAUUCAGAAUUGCCAUCAUGUAACAUGUUUAGUAAAUAAAAUAAUUUAAAAAUCUUA